Neurospora tetrasperma FGSC 2508 is the source of this 1833-nucleotide messenger RNA. RefSeq lists its product as uncharacterized. The record is from RefSeq and is a predicted model, not a curated record. The transcript is spliced from 3 exons. Gene Ontology annotation, molecular function: G protein-coupled receptor activity. The coding region runs from base 1 to 1833 and encodes 610 amino acids. Gene Ontology annotation, cellular component: plasma membrane. NCBI's taxonomy places the organism in Eukaryota, Fungi, Ascomycota, Sordariomycetes, Sordariales, Sordariaceae. Gene Ontology annotation, biological process: adenylate cyclase-activating G protein-coupled receptor signaling pathway.
AUGGCUAUCAUCAGUACAAUUUUGGAGUCGGCCUUCAAUAGCCCGACGGUGCGAACCCACCACGGAGAUCUCGGAGCUGAAAUUCGGGAUGGAUUUGGGGAACCAGAACAGAACCGCGGAUUGACAAACGACCUCGCGGUUGUAUCACUUACCUUCGCUACACUCAGUCUCAUCCUGACUCUGUCGACCUUUUAUUGGUUCGUGAAAAUGAGGAAGACGUUUCGGCAUGAUGACUUGAUCAAGUCGGUGUGGUUUGUCAUUCCCUCGAUUGUGCACCUACUCCGAGGUCCUCUCCGCUCCAACUCUGCCCUUUGCCAAAUUGCCGGGUUCGGUCUCGCGCUAGGCAUCGAGGCAUCUGACAUCGCAGUUCUGCUCAUCGCCAUCCAUCUCCUGAUGACCAUCUUGCGCCUGCGGACCGGCCUCUAUCGCUACCGAUACUGGGCAUACGGAGCUUACUGCUUCUUUCCCGUGCUAUUUGCAAGCUUGGCUUUUGUGGACGGCACGGGCUACCAGGAGGCUGGCCAUUAUUGCUACCUUCGUACAGACAAGAGUUGGGCACGACGGGCCCUCAGUUGGGUUCCUCGCUACAUCAUUUGUUGCAGCAUUCUGGCCAUCUAUCUGUUUGUCUACUUUUACGUUCGCAGCAGAUUGGAGGACUAUGGGAGGAGAAGCUCGGGAAAUAUGAACCACCCGCACUCCCGGGACACAGAUGAUGUGCCUCCUACCCCUCGACUGAUAUCACACGGACUACUCGCGUCGCUACCAAACUCUCGAAGAGGAUCUGCAGCCGACCAGAAUGUUGCCAUCAAGGACCGCAACAGGUCUUUGUCGUCGAUCAGCACGCUUCAGUUCGAAUUGCAUGUGGACGAAGCUGGAGAGCAGCCGGUUAGCAAGGGACGACGGUCAUUAAAGCACGGGCCAGCGAAGAUGAACUGGAAUUGGCCUGGAUUUAGACCACCCAGGGCCAGCCGCUCUGACAACUCAUCUUCCAGCCCACGCUCCUAUUGGCAUAGGCCAGUGCCUUCGGAAUGCUCAACAGUGCAUGGAAACCACGCCAGCCAUGACUUGCCGCCAAGCUCCACCAACACUGUGAACCAAGGCACAUAUCACAUCGAUCUCACCCUAACCCACAUCCUCACAAUGCUUCGAAAGGGACCUCCGCGAACGUCCAACACCCCUCCCACCACUCGACCUUCCUCGAUGACGAUAUCGCCCGAUUCAAUUGGUGGCGACUCGGGCGUUACUCGCAACCGCGAGAGGGCACGCCGUCAGCUCUAUGCGCUGUUUGCUUACCCGCUCGUCUACAUAAUUGUCUGGAUAUUUCCCUUCCUCUCCCAUGUAGGCUACGACGACAAAAUUACUCCGAAUGACCCGCAGUGGAUAUUGUUUGUGAGCAUGGUCAGCCUCGGUAUCCAGGGCACGGUCGACUGCAUGCUCUUUACUCUGAGAGAGCAACCCUGGAAACAUGCCCAUGGGGACUUUUGGACUGCGCUACGGGCACGGAUGCGGUUCAGUGGCAGCUGGAGAGAUGUCGGGUUCGCGGGCAGGACCAGAGAGGAAAUGUUCCAUGACAGUCAGCUUGCGAGGAAAAGACGGGAGCAGGAAAUCGCGGACGAGAGAGCCCGACGCGCUGUUCACGAGGUCACUCAAGAGGGUGCUGAUGUUGAAGCUGGUGCUGGUGGCGCUAGGGGUGCUGCGACGAGGAAGACUGGAGCGGUUGAGUGGUGGGAUACAGCCGAUUUACUCGAUGGGAUGAUCGAUGACGAUGAAGAACUACGCGACGAUGCGAAUGAUGAUUUUUGGGCUCAGCUUUACCGGUUGAAUGGAGACUGA